Messenger RNA from Suillus paluster, 2353 nucleotides. RefSeq lists its product as uncharacterized. Bases 64 to 1953 code for a protein of 629 amino acids. The record is from RefSeq and is a predicted model, not a curated record. NCBI's taxonomy places the organism in Eukaryota, Fungi, Basidiomycota, Agaricomycetes, Boletales, Suillaceae. The transcript has 4 exons.
UGAACAUGAUGCUAACCUCAUGGGCACAAGCUUUCACUAUCAUCCUUUGUACUCCCAUCUAAUAUGGCUUUAAACUGGGGUCGCAGUCUAUGCCAGCCCAGCUAUCAAAUUCAGGUUUCACCAAGCACAGUUCACGACGAACGUGUUCUAGGUUUCUAUACGUCUGCUAGUGCAGCGGCGACUCAUCCACAGUAUUAUAAUCCAGAUCCAUACGCCAGGGUAUCUCCAGCAUCUUUUACUCGUGACUUCGAUCAAUCACCCUCUUCAUAUUAUCACGGCGAUAGCCCCCCCAAUUUCUCAAGACCUUUGUCAAUGUCCGUUCUCAAUGACCCUGCUUUCUCUUCUGAUCCUCGCCUCCAUCCACAUUUCCCACUCGUUAGCCCUACUUUCUUCAAGGAGCUCCCCUCCAAAUCCCCUGUUAUGCUCGUCAGGAAUCUCCCUCAUACCCCUCCAUACACUCACAGUCAUCUAUCGCCUCAUCAGGAAUUCAUUUAUCCUAUAGAUCGUUCUGACUUUUCACACUCAUCCGAUUCGGAAGAGGAACAUCCGUCCCCGACUAUCUCGACUUCUCCAUGCAUUCCCCCUACUUCUGUUCGACCCAUCCCAAAACGUCAUGUUUCUGCUCCAGAGCAGCGAGAGAAAGUGGCGAAACCCCCCACAGUGCGGUUUAACACCGCUCCAGUUCAUGCAGAUGGCAGUAACAGACCUACGGGAAAGCGGAAUAUGAAGAAUUUCAUGCGACGCUUCACGACCUCUCGUUCCCUCGAUCGAAUCGACGAAUUGGACGAGACAGAUCCUUUUGGAGCAGGUUGGCAUCAUGGCGGUCCUUACGAAGCUAUUGGUAGCAAUCUUGCCCAACUUGGGCCCGCUCACAAAUAUAAUGACAUUGACAUCCUGCGAGGCGAUUUAUAUAGUAAAUCUAAGCGUGAGAAUGUCCCUCGUCCCGUGCGCACCCAGAAAUCUCCCAGAGUGCCUCAAGUUGGUGUCGGUGGACAAUCUCUGAAUAUUGUUCCUGGACAAAUUUUUCAUCAAUCUCCUAUUGGUGAUACGAUAUCGUCGCCUCAGGCCAAUACUGUAAACCCGAACGCAGAUCUUCGCAAUCCAGGCUCGGGCCAGGUAGAACCUAGUCACUCCAGAAGUCACUCCACUCCCCUUUACCACCCUAUCAAACCGCCCGAAGGGCCGCCUUCUGAUACGUCGUUACAUGUACCCGCCAGCCGGUUUCCUCCUCGGAUCCACCACUUUGGUGUCGAUAUACCUCACUUACCACAACAUCCGCGGCCAGCUCAUGAUGAGCUCGCGUCUUAUCCCCUCUAUCAGAUACAUUCUGCGCCCGUUUUAGCCCCGGAUCCUAAUAAACGAUAUCCUGAAACUAUGUCGCCAUCUCGCGGAGAUGCAAAUUUCAGAACACUUGUUUCAUCACCGCCAAUCGUAGAACCCCCUAACGGUCAAGGGAACCACUUGGCACCCGACCUUCCUCGACAUCGUAGUACUCACUCGUUGGAUAGCUCGCGCACGCGCACUACCACAGCUACACAAUCUACUUCCCGCACUCAAAAUAGCCUACAGCCACCGCGCACCAAUCGUCACCUUCCAAAACGUCUUGUUAUGCCCGCUCCUCUACAGCCCCAGCAACCGCUACCUCAGCAGCAGCAGCUUAAUCUAUAUCCUCAGGCUGACUACUACGAUCCUUAUGCCGACCCUGACCUUUUCCCACCAACAAAAGGCCAUGCUCACGAACCGGCAGCAAUGUAUCACCAAGGUCGAAAACUACUGCGGAAGAAGACGGCCGUUUUCCCUGGAAAUGUUCCUUUGCCAACACACGCGCCUGUCGUCAAUGUUGACGCGAUUCCUCCAUUAACAAAACAUCCGUCCUUGUCAAUCGCCGAGGCUGGGAAGGUCAAGGAAAGAGUUCAUCGGCGAAGGUUGAGUAAACGGAAACACGAUGUCUGAGUUCAUGUCAUUCCUUCUUAGACUUUCUGCAUUGGCAGAUUGUGAUACGGAGAUGGUUUGAUGUUCUUGUUUAAGCUGCCUUCUAUCUCCUUGAUUUUGAUUUACCUCAUAGAGGACGAUGGUGGACUUAUCGACGUAUCUUGGAGAUGGAUCAUGGUAGACCAAUCUCAUUGUACUUACUAUUAACCCACGCAGUAUUUCUAGAUGUUCUUAGUUCUCGCAAAGUAUUUGUGUACUUGUUCUCUUGCUCGGCUAUGGAAUUGAUGCACUUCCUCUAGCACGUCAUAUUUUUGCGCCGAUCUUUUGAUAGCGAUUCGCCACACUAUCAACGAGCUCGAGCCAGAUUGUUGGACUCGGGGAAAUCCCGGUUUUGAGAAAUUGUCAAACAUGGGCCCCCGGU